CUGGCAGGAGCCCACAGCUUCAGAUCCAGCAACACCGACAAUGACGCGUGUGGGAGAUGGUCGGAAGACGAAGUCUCUGCCAUAAAACGGAUCUGUGAGGCGAGCGGCGCCCGCAGCGGACUCGCUGGGACACUUUCCGCUUCACGGACUGAGCUUUUACCGCCGCGUCGCUUCAGCGCGAACGGGCAGAGAAGCUGAAAACCGUUUCGCAAGCUGUUUUUCAUGCAGCCUGCAGGGCGCAUGAAGUCUGGGAUAUAUUUUUCCACCCCGCUCAGCUCGUCCGGCGACCUCGCAAUGUGUGCACUGCUGGUUUUUAUCUGAAAGAGGUGCGUUGCUUUAUCUCUGACUGAAGUGUGCCUCUUUUAAGCUUUAUCCGUUUUUUGCCUGCAAGAUGUUUUGAGCGCCAAGGGGGGCUGAGAGCGGCUGGUGUCGUCGGGGGGGUGUUUCUUCACUGCGCAGACAAGCGGCGGGUCGUCUCUGCGCUGCCGCGCGUCGCGUCUGAUCCACAGCAGACAGUUGAGGAGGCAGGCAGGCGGAGAGGGCUGUGGCGUGGAAAUCUGGACACAUAGGGCGUGAAAAUGACGAUGUCCGUCCCGGAGAGGAAAUCAGGAUCGGAGGGGAAGGAAGAGGAGAGCGAGGAUGAGAGUGAAAUCCUGGAGGAGAGCCCGUGCGGCCGCUGGCAGAAGCGAAAAGAGCAGGUGAGUCAAGGUAAUGUCCCAGGUGUGGAAAGUGCCUCGCUGGCCAUGGACACAGAGGAGGGCGUGGAGGUGGUGUGGAACGAGGUGCUCUUCUCUGACAAGAAGGUCUUCAAAGCACAAGAGGAGAAGAUCAAGGAAAUGUUUGAGAACCUGAUGCAGGUCGAACACCCCAACAUCGUCAAGUUCCACAAAUACUGGCUGGACAUGAAGGAGAGUCAGGCGCGGGUUAUCUUCAUCACAGAAUACAUGUCAUCGGGCAGCCUUAAGCAAUUUCUGAAGAAAACGAAGAAGAACCACAAGACCAUGAAUGUGAAGGCCUGGAAGAGAUGGUGCACCCAGAUUCUCUCUGCCCUCAGUUAUCUGCACUCUUGUGACCCACCGAUAAUCCACGGCAACCUGACGUGCGACACCAUCUUCAUUCAGCACAACGGCCUCAUCAAGAUCGGCUCAGUGUGGCAUCGGCUAUUUGUUAAUGUGUUUCCAGAUGCCAGCGUCCAUGGGAAAGGGAGGCAACAUCGUGAUGAGCAGAGGAAUCUUCAUUUUUUUGCUCCAGAAUAUGGAGCUGGCGAAGAUGAUUAUGGCAUAGACAUUUUCUCCUUUGGCAUCUGUGCUCUAGAGAUGGCAGUACUGGAGAUCCAGGCCAAUGGAGAUACUGCUGUGUCCAAGGAGGCCAUCGUCAAUGCAGGUCAAUCUCUGGAAGACCCUCUCAUGAGAGAGUUCACCCAGUCGUGUUUGUGUCACGAAGCCAAGCUCCGUCCUACGGCUCACGACCUUCUGUUCCACCGAGUCCUGUUCGAGGUCCACUCCCUCAAACUGCUCGCCGCCCACUGCCUCAUCAACAACCAGUACUUGCUUCCAGAAAACUGUGUGGAAGAGAAAACCAAGUCCUUUGACCCCAACGCUGUCAUGGCCGAGAUCAAACAUGAGGACAGACAGGGAGUUCAGCUCAAAUAUUCCCAUGUGUCCCCUUUGGAGCUUGACAAGUUUCUGGAGGAUGUCAAGAACGGGAUUUACCCCUUGAUGAACUUCGCCUCGUCCCGGCCUCAUCCCGUCCCCCGAGCACUCUCUUUGUCGCAGGAGCAGGUUGAGACGGUCAAGACGCCGACUCCUGAACCCCAGGAGACAGAAACCCGGAAGGUUGUUCAGAUGCACUGUAAUUUGGAGUCAAAUGAAGAAGGGACCAAAACUCAUCUCUCUUUGUUUCUGAAGAUGGAAGACAAACUUCACAGGCAGCUUAGCUGUGACAUCCUUCCAACUGACACCUCCAAAGACCUUGCCAGUGAACUUGUUCACUACGCCUUCAUAAAUGAGGAGGACAGUGAGAAGGUAGCAGGAUUCCUGGAGGAUGCCAUCAGCCGACACCGGGUCCGAGCGCUCGCCUCUGGGAGCACGCAGUGAGGGAGGGGUCACGACAGCGGCUGGCCCAGGGGCCCGGGCGUUGACCUCACGGAUCAAGAAAGGGAGAGGGCAGGAUCACACAGCCAGGAACUGAGAGAGUGUUGGGAGCUGACCCAGUUGGGGAUAAAAAGGGGACAAAUACAGAAAGAAGCUGGGCCUUGACAGUCAGUAAAUCAUCCCAGAGAGAAGGAGGGAACGCCAGCACUGAAAGAGGAACCAAAGGCACCUCUGCUGGAGGGCCAGAGGCAUCAUGGCUGUGUUCAGCAAUCCCACAAAGCAGUUGAACAUUGACAAACUCCCUGCCUAAAAGGGCUAUCAUGCCUUAAGAUAUCUUGACAGCUUAGGUUUUUCCAUAAUGCCACUAUUCAGAACGGAUAUGUUUUAUUUACAAAUGCAGCAGCUAUGUAUUCAGAAGGACGUUAUAUUGCUCAUAAGCCUUGUUUGCACUCCAGUGUCCACUUUGAUUGGUGAUUGUUUACUUUGAGUUGUAAACAAAGUAAUUUACUAAAACCUCCCUCCUUCCCAAGCCAGAACCUUCAGUUUAUUACCGUUUUAGGAAUUUAAUAUUCCGUCCAACAUACACUGUCAAUAGUCAUUCAGUUGACUUAUUUAUUUUUGUUUAACUGUGAACAAUAGAAGCUUUGCACAAGCCUGUUUUUUUUUUUUUUUUUUUUUACUUUUUAUGACGUCAAAAAUUAACACACCUCACUGCACUCUUGGGUUAAAGGCUACUUCUCCCAGAGCUAAACACACCAUGCCUACACGCAGUGACAAGCAAUGAGAUGAUGCCUCUCUUUUAGCCUGUAGUGCUCUUAAGGGUUUUCCCUGUGAAAGUGUUCCGAAAGCCAAAGACUUGCAAAGUGCCUGAUAUGGCAAUGUACUUUGGACAAAAUCUCUUAAUUAAACGGCAUCAUACCCAACUUAGUAAUUUGUAAUUGACCUUGUUCAGGCUGAGUUUUACAGUUUUGAAACAAGAUGCAGUGAUUCUGGUGAGUUCCCACCUCUCACCACGAAUCCACAUAGUCAGCCUGUGUGAAUGUGAAGAUGAAGUUAACAGCCAGUGAUGGCAGCUUCAUCAAGAGCUGCAGCUGUUUUAAAUUGGACAUAAGGAUAAUGCGAUAAUGCUCUCCGCUGCAGUCAAUAUUACUUUGGAAAGGGCUGCAGCCUGUGUACAAAAAUUGGAAUUCAUGAUUUGAUGCUUGUAAAAUAAAAUCACACUCCUAUAUAAGUUGGAAGAAGGGUGUUGGUGACUUAACACUUGUUAUAAAAAUUGCCAUAUUGUUGAUAAAUAUAUACUUAUUUCUACGGUACUUCCCAAACCUUCUGAAGAUGUUUUUGAACAGCAAAUUUGUUUUGCAGAUGUCUCCAGAGGUGUUUUAAAGGAAAAAUCUACCCAAAAAUCUUUCAAUUUGGUUUUCGUAAUCAAUAAAAAUUCUAACCUAUGAGUUUUCCCAUGGCCUGCAGGUGAUAAAAAAUAUCUGACAGAAGAGUGGAAUAUUUUGCUUUGAACACUUCAUUUCCCAGUAUUACGUCCACUGUAGUUUUGUCAGACAAUAUCAGCCUGAACUUUUGGAAAUGAUUGCACUGCAGCCCACACAAACACAAAAAUAGAAUACAUGCCUGUGCCAGAUUUUCUGUCAAGAACCCAGUCUUGGCACGUAAGUGAUCACCAUUUGGGUGGAUUUUUCCUUAACAAAACAGCAAAAAACAAUGGUGAAUUGUCUGAUCGGGCUUCAGCCGUAUACUCUUGUUUGUCAGACUCACUUAGCUCUGCUUCAUUUGUUUCCCGGGGUCUGUAAGGUCGCGAUUUCAUAACAGUUACACUGCUGUACAGUCAUUGCUUACAGUACUUAUUCUACUCUGUGUCAAGUCUUCUUUAUCAGUGUGUGUCUCUGGAGUCCCAGACAUUCACCCACCAGAGGCUGUGGUGUACAUAUUUGUUUGUGGCUAUUAAAGGGGUUUACUUUUAGGCAAAAUGUCAAUGCAAAGCAGUGCCACUAUUGCUCUCAUCCGAUCUAAUAAGCUGCAUGUCUUAAUAGCCUGCAACCAUUCAGAACUUUGCAUUUUGCCUUUGUCAGUCACCGUUCAGUUCCAAAAGGGACGUGACCAAGAAAAUGAAUGUUUAGACUGCAAACAUGAAAACAAAACAUCCAUAUCAGUCUUAUUUUAUGUCGAAUGACUUUUCUUCCCGUGAAUCUGUUGAAUGAAACUUGCCUUUGAAUGUGUUCUACUUAAAACCUUUGUUAAAUAUUGUAGCUACUGCAAUUAAAUACAUGACAAUAAAAUAUG
This is a messenger RNA of Chelmon rostratus (copperband butterflyfish), 4385 nucleotides long. RefSeq names its product nuclear receptor-binding protein 2-like. The coding region runs from base 579 to 2096 and encodes 505 amino acids. The record is from RefSeq and is a predicted model, not a curated record. Gene Ontology annotation, molecular function: protein serine/threonine kinase activity; ATP binding. The transcript is spliced from 18 exons. Gene Ontology annotation, cellular component: endomembrane system; cytoplasm. NCBI's taxonomy places the organism in Eukaryota, Metazoa, Chordata, Actinopteri, Chaetodontiformes, Chaetodontidae. Gene Ontology annotation, biological process: endoplasmic reticulum to Golgi vesicle-mediated transport; protein phosphorylation; intracellular signal transduction.